Molecule: messenger RNA, 648 nt
Organism: Microplitis demolitor
Lineage: Eukaryota; Metazoa; Arthropoda; Insecta; Hymenoptera; Braconidae
Exons: 2
Coding region: 1-648 (215 amino acids)
Biological process (GO): DNA integration
Molecular function (GO): nucleic acid binding
Source: RefSeq, a predicted model, not a curated record
AUGAGUAUCGAUAUAUUUGGACGUUCACUACCAACUGGUGCUGUAAUCAGUGGACCACCAGGACCACCCGGACGAGGAUUUCGAGUAACUGUUGACAGACAGUAUGAUGUUGAGAGCAAGAGACUGUGUCACAUUGGCAAACCUGCUGAAAAUAGCGAUGCAGCAACUCUAGAGUUUUUGUCGACAAUGGAGGACAAGAAAUCAGUAAUAGCGUAUGAGUUGCACAGACCAGCACGCAGAAAUUAUCAACGUCGUCAUGUUGACAUACGAGCACUUGAUGAAACUUGGCAAGCUGACUUAGUUGAAAUAAUUCCUUAUGCAACAGUAAACAAAGGAAACAAAUAUCUGCUAACUGUCAUAGAUAUUUUUUCAAAGUAUGCUUGGGCUGCACCGAUUAAAAGUAAAAGUGGCAGUGAUGUCACUAGUGCAAUGAAAUCUAUAUUUCAACUAGGACGUGCUCCAAAAAAUUUGCACGUUGACCAAGGCAAAGAAUUUUAUAAUAAAGAAUUUCAAGAACUUAUGCAACGUAAAAACAUCAACAUGUACUCGACAUUCAGCAACUUGAAGGCAUCCAUAUGUGAACGAUUUAACAGGACACUUAAAAAUAAAUUGUGGCGUGAAUUCUCUGCACGUGGUACCUAUAAAUGA